GAAGAAGCCAAAGUUAUGACCGGAAGUAUUUUUUUUUCUGGCUCACGCUGUUGAGGAAACCUGCAGUUCACAGACGCACCAUCUAUUUCCUCCUUGAGUCUAAAGAUAUCAGAGAUGAAAAAACAAGACACAGAAGAGUCUGCCAGCCAGGGCAGUGAGGAUGCUCCACCUACCGCAGAGGGAGUGGAGUCACCUGCAGCUGCAAAAGACAGCGUGGACAGCAGCAGCCCCAAAGAGUCUGAACCACAGACACCACAGACAGAUACACCUCCACAAAGUGACGAGGCAGGAAGCGAAGUUGCAGAGGCAGCAUUGUCUCAGUGUGACAAGGCUGAAGAGCUGAGCAGGCAGCUGGAGGACAUCCUCAGCACCUACUGCCGGGAAACUAUUUCAGAUGAUGCCAGCACCCUGCCUAAUGGCCAGUCACACAGCCCAGAGCUCAAUGGUAUAACUAAUGAGAGGGAGGACUACAAGCCAGAGGAGGGCAAAGUCAACGGGGGUGACAACAGAGUGGAGAAGGAGCAAAAGAAGACUCAGGAGAAGAAGAAAGUGAAGGGUCUGGGCAAAGAGAUCACCCUCCUCAUGCAGACUCUGAACACACUGAGCACCCCGGAGGAAAAGCUUGCAGGCCUCUGUAAGAAGUAUGCUGAACUGUUGGAAGAGCACCGUAACACCCAGAAGCAGAUGCGAGUGCUGCAGAAGAAGCAGAACCAGCUGGUCCAGGAGAAAGACAACCUGAGGAAUGAACACAGCAAGGCCAUCCUGGCCCGCAGCAAGCUGGAAAGCCUCUGCAGGGAGCUGCAGAGACACAACCGCACGCUCAAGGAGGAAGGGAUGCAGAGAACCCGUCUGGAGGAAGAGAAAAGGAAGGAAGUGACAUCCCAUUUUCAGGUGACACUGAAUGACAUCCAGGCUCAGAUGGAGCAGCAUAAUGAGAGGAACGCCAGCCUCCGACAGGAGAACACAGAGCUGGCUGAAAAGCUCAAGAAGCUCUAUGAACAGUACAAGCUGCGGGAAGAGCACAUAGACAAAGUGGUAAAGCACAAGGACCUGCAGCAACAGCUGGUGGACACCAAGCUUCACCAGGCUCAGGAACUGCUGAAGGAGUCAGAGGAACGCCACGACAGAGAGAAAGACUUUCUGCUGAAAGAAGCUGUGGAGUCUCAAAGGAUGUGCGAGCUGAUGAAGCAGCAGGAAGUUCACCUCAAACAGCAGCUUUCACUGUACACAGAGAAGUUUGAAGAGUUUCAGACCACUUUGUCCAAGAGCAACGAAGUCUUCACCACGUUCAAACAGGAGAUGGAGAAGAUGACUAAAAAGAUCAAAAAGCUGGAGAAGGAGACGGCCAUGUAUCGCUCCAGAUGGGAGAGCAGCAAUAAGGCUCUUCUGGAGAUGGCUGAGGAGAAAGCUGUGCGGGACCGUGACUUCGAGGCACUCCAGGGUAAAGUCCAGCGGCUGGAGAAGCUGCGGCGGGCGCUCAAAGUGGAACGCAACGAGCUCAACAAGAAGGUCCAGAACCUCAGCGGUCAGAACAGCGGCACGGCAGAACCCCCCACCUCCGACCCAGGGACCGACUCCCCCUCUCCUCCACCCACAGACUCUCUGCUGGAAGCCAGCUUAGAGCCCAGCGACCGCCCCGUCCCCGACAGCACCUCCUCCUGCUCCCACUCCUGCCACUGUGAGCCAGAACUGGACACAGACACCCUACUAGAAGAGGCUCGCUCUCAGCCCGUCGCCGCACAAGAAUGAAGCUUCUCACAGGGGGGACGACGCUGCUCAAUAUUCCCUCUCCUCCCCCUUCAGCAUCAAGCCACCAAACGAUAAGCCACCAGCCUGCAAGCCACUACUCCUCCUCUGCUGGAUGAAGCUGAUGUUAUAAACACUGGUCUAGAAGCAGAUCAGAUAGUCACACCCAUAUAUGUUUCAGGCAGAAUAUCUGAUCUGCGGUCCUGCUCGUACACUCUGCAGGCUUUAUUAAGGUGAUGGGAAGAUUGUGCCUCAUCUGUCAGUACAUUUACAUGCACAUUAUAACUCAAUUACUGUGAAUAACCAGAUUAAGGUAAUAGUUUGAUUAAAGCAUUGACAUGGUUCUAAUAAGCCAAUUUUCCUCCAAUGAUCACAUUCAUGAUUUAUAUAACAGCAGGUGUGGCUGCCUGAAGGAAACAUCUUAAUAGCACUACACAGUAGAGGAAGAAAAUGAAGCCAUGUAAUUGGUGUUUCAUUCAUGAUUUCAUUUAUUGUUGCAAAAUGAACCCCAUGUUCGCUGACGCCCCAAAAACAUACUUAGACACACUGCGUUCAGUCCCUGACGUCUCUGCAUUCACACACAGAAUCAAAACGCCGAAAGUCAUCAGACUCACGGUGUAUACAUAUCACAGCAUGUUAUCCAGCUCUGUGUCGCUCCAAUUUCAACCUCAACCCGACGUAGACGACUCAGUUUACAUGAUAGUUGCAACGAUCAGUAAUAAUCUAAUAAUUAUUGUCCAUGUAAAUGCACUGACUGCCUCUGCGUUGUGAUGUUUUACUUCACAUUCCCUUUUUGACCACAGAACCGCUUGGCGAGUCAUCAGAGGUUGAAUGAUAGGUGUGUGUGUGUGUGUGUGUUCGUUUGUGUUUUUCAGUGUGGUUGGGAGGGGUUUGAUUCAUAGCUUGCAGUAUUCUAAAGGUGAAGUCUUAACAGAAAUGUCAAACAAAUCAUUUCUUUUGCCAGUACAAUUCUUAAUAACGUAAAAAAAAUAAAUCUACAAUCCUACAUAGCCAGUUAAAUUAUUGAAGGAAAUUUCCCAUUCUUCCUUUUUUCUUUGUUUUUCCACACAGGUCAGAUCAGUUUUUUCAGUUUUCAGUUCUUGCUUGUAGACUAUUUUUAGGGAAAUGUUCCCUUUAUCUUCUUGUUUGCAUCACACUUCUUCAUUUGCGCAUUCGUAUUUAUUGUUUGAAGCAUAAUCUCUGAUAUUGCAAAGUAUGUAUUUUUAAGAGCACCACUGUAAAAAAUAAGUUUAUUUUGUAUUAAUUUAGAUCAUUUAAACAGGUGUUAUGUGAACUUUUCAUUCCUAACCUUUCUGAGUUCUGUUCCUCUUAGUUAAAUUUCUUUUACAUGUUUUGCAGUCAGCUUAUAACCUUGUAAUCACAACCCCUUAAAACCUGUUAAACUCCAUCUGUGUGUGUGUGUGUGUGUGUGUGUGUGUGUCUCUCUCUCACGUGGCUAAGAUUGUCUCCUCCCAACCCUGGUAAUUGCAGUAGCUAGUAAUCAGGUUUUAACAAGAGAAUGUUCAAGGACCUCUAUGCAACGCUUGCCUCUUGGUUUUAUUCUGUGGCAGUCUGAACUGACAAGCACUUAACUGAGAAUGUAUAUUCAUCAUAUCCACUGUCCUGCAUGGAUGUACUGUAUAAACAAACAACACAUCUCACAGCAGAACUCUGUUUCUGCUGAAGUUUGAACCCUGUUAAUUGAGCUACCCUCAAUUGUUGCUUAAUACAGAACAUAACAUUGUGCAUCUCCCUGGUGCUUUUAAAAGUUGCAGUUACUGAGCCGAGUGGGAAUGCAGAAGGAAAAUGAGAGCAAAUAUGUUAUUGGACUUCCGAAUGAUUGUUUCACUCCCAAACAUGCCCAUUUCUCUUCAGACAUUCAUUCUUAUGUACUACUUAAUAUGUAGCAUCGGUAACAAGGUGACAACUGAUAAAAUCAGUCACUUUCAACUUAAAUAGAAAUGGCAAACCAAAUUUCUUCCAUUGUCCCACAGGACAGAUUCAUUGUACCUCCGGUCCCACAGUGGAUUUGGAGGUUCAUUGACCAUGAGAAGGAACCAAAGAUGUUUCCUUUUUUGUCUUUUGCAGUACUUUUAUCUGGCCCUGUAUAUUUUGUUUCUUGUUAAAUAAAAGAUGUAACAGUGUA
Messenger RNA from Thunnus maccoyii (southern bluefin tuna), 3892 nucleotides. It is a transcript of the gene txlna, whose product is annotated as taxilin alpha. The record is from RefSeq and is a predicted model, not a curated record. The transcript has 11 exons. The coding region runs from base 115 to 1749 and encodes 544 amino acids. Lineage: Eukaryota; Metazoa; Chordata; Actinopteri; Scombriformes; Scombridae. Gene Ontology annotation, molecular function: syntaxin binding.